UUACUACAAUUGUACUUAUCCUAUUUUGCUUUUUGAGUACAAUAUAAUCAAAAAACUCAAAAGAAUACACUCAAUCAUAAUUAAUUAAUGUAGAUUAUUAUUUUUUCUUUGUUAUAGCGGCUGAACAACAAGCAGCUAUUGUCAGUCGAAUGCGAAAAUUGGAAAGUUUAACAGCUAUCAAUAACGUAGUAUGUAUACAGUUUCGGCCGAGAGUAUCAUCGGAUGUGUAUUACAUUACUAUACGAAAUGGAGAAGGCUGUUACUCAUAUAUCGGACAAAAUACAGGAGUCACCAUGGAACGAACGGUUUCAUUAAAAUAUCCAGGUUGUUUCGAUGAUGGGAGAAUGAUGCACGAAUUUAUACAUACAUUAGGAUUCUACCAUGAACAAUCACGACCUGAUCGUGAUUCUUAUGUAAAAAUUAAUUGGAGGAACAUGCAAACAGAUAUGAGGUCCAACUUUGAAAAAUACGAUAAUACGGUGGUCAACACACUCAAUACUGCGUACGAUUAUGCAUCAAUAAUGCACUAUGAAAAAACUGCAUUUACCAACAACUUUUUACCAACAAUUGAACCACUUCAAGCCAACGUCAAGAUUGGGCAACGUUAUAAGUUAAGUUCCACUGACAUUCAAGAAAUUCAACAAUUCUAUAAUUGUUCAGCAGCUGGAACUUUAUUAACAACAACGCCGACUUCAACAACAACAAAUUUAUUUAGCUCAUUUGAUGAUGCAAACAACGAUAAUUGGGAGUUCAAUUUUACAAUAAAUUUUCCUUCUGCUUAUACAAUGGAUUUUGCUAUCACGACUUACAGUUCAGGUGUAACAGGACCAUUCCAAAUCGUUGCAACCGGCUCCAAUAAAGCGACUUUUGCCAGGAUAAGUAGCAUCGCGAACCCAAGUACAACAUCAACAACAAAACUGACAACAACAACAACAAAAACAACAACAUCGACAACAACAACAACAAAACUGACAACAACUACAAUAACAUCGACAACAACAACAACAACAAAACCGACAACAACUACAACAAAACCGUCGACAACAACAUCAACAACAACAACAAAACCGACAACAACUACAACAAAACCGUCGACAACAACAUCAACAACAACAACAAAACCGACAACAACAUCGACAACAGCAUCGACAACUACAACAAAACCGACAACAACAUCGACAACUACAACAAAACCGACAACAACAUCGACAACAACAACAAAAUCGACAACAGCAAUAUUCACAACUACCACAAUCACGGCAGCUGGAGGAACCAUCAAUGGCAAUACCGUUGAACUUUACAAUACAACGACAAAAAUCUGGAGUGCAGGCCCAUCAAUGUUCGAUGCUCGAAUUCUUCACACUGCUACUCUGUUACCCGAUGGUCGAUUAAUUGCAACUGGUGGUUAUUAUAACAGAUAUCUCAAAACAGCUGAAAUCUACAAUCCUACAACCAAUACCCGGUCAACUAUUAGCAGUAUGAAUACGGCUCGAUAUGGACAUCAAGCUAUCUAUUUGCCAGCACCAUCGAAUAAAUUAUUGGUGAUGGGUGGAGUUGGAAACAACAGUGUUAUGUUACAAUCAUGUGAAUUAUAUGACUUUGCUUCGAAUACGUGGACGUAUACAACUUCGAUGAUUGAAAAACGGGUAUACUUCACAGCAACAUACCUGCCUUCAUUGAGCAAAGUAUUAGCUAUAGGAGGAACUGCUACCUUCCACAAUGUUUCAUAUGUUGAAAUUUUACUCUAA
Molecule: messenger RNA, 1748 nt
Organism: Rotaria sp. Silwood2
Lineage: Eukaryota; Metazoa; Rotifera; Eurotatoria; Philodinida; Philodinidae
Source: the annotation of a GenBank genome assembly